Molecule: messenger RNA, 6191 nt
Organism: Dunckerocampus dactyliophorus (ringed pipefish)
Lineage: Eukaryota; Metazoa; Chordata; Actinopteri; Syngnathiformes; Syngnathidae
Product: mucin-4-like
Exons: 4
Coding region: 402-3503 (1033 amino acids)
Biological process (GO): inhibitory postsynaptic potential
Cellular component (GO): postsynaptic density
Source: RefSeq, a predicted model, not a curated record
AGCUGUAGAUCAGAUGAUGGGAGGAGGGAGGAUAGUGAUGGAAAUAGGAGCGAGGGAGCGGAAGACAGAGGGGAGGAAGCAAAGAAGCAAGUGCUGGGUUGCAUUCAGUAGCAUCUAAGGAGACCACGAGGCGAGCGUGGAGCAAGCAUCAGAACCAAAUGAGGGGAGAUUCAAUGCGGAAACAGCCUAGCCUGAUCAAUGUCAGGCAUAUUCACUCAGAGAUGGACACUGUAAAGUUUCACUUCUAUUAAAAACCCUCUGAGCGACUUGGGGACUCUGGAGGACACGGCAGAGCAGAGAGUGGAAACUUAGCUCUUCACAUUCGGACGUCGCGCAGAUGUAUUAGACAGUUGGGAAAUACUCCUUCGAAUUGUGGAACGUUGGAACCAAUUAGCCGGAGGAUGGGGAGAAGAGCGGCUGACCUGACCACUCCAGUUCCCGUUCUGGGCGUCCCAGCCUUGGUUGGAGCUCGUGGCUGGAGGACGACAGAAGGCGACGCAACCGGAGGAGCACUGCUGCAGACGUGGGGUCUUCAGAGCUGCAGUGUCGGCGUUCAGACGUCCCCGGGGGUAAGCAGAGCCCCUACACAGCGGUGUGCGCAGCUCGCGGAUAAACUCAGCACGAAGUCGAUUCACAAUGCCCACACGUCCAACAGCUACGUUACCAGGGAGUACAAAGAGAUGCUACUGCUAACAAAUGGUGACAAGGAAGAAGGAGCAAAAAGUGUGGACUCCAAGAGUAGAAAGGAACUUGUAGGGGAGGCCUUAGGGGAUGUUGUGUGCAGUCAAGAUCGCAGUUAUUACGAUUCCAGUAUAAUCAAGACCAACCCACCAACCAACGUGGGCCCAAAACUGAAACCUUCUGUGCGCUACACCAACGGUAGUGUGGUUGAUUCAGAGGCAAUGGGAGGAAUUAGUGUUGAAAAUGGUGACUCCGGCCCAACUGACGCAGACCAAACAAGAGUGCACACCCGUUAUAGCAAGCAGUCCAGGAAGAUGCUGCUGUUUUCUGCUCCGAGACGUCUCAGUGCAUCCCAAAAAAUAUGCAACCAUUGUGGGGGUAGACGGUCUCCAACAGCGGGAGCUGAGAUUUCAGGGAAGAAAAGCGUUACUGCUCUUGCUUUCCAAGCGGAGAAACAUCUUAAGUCAGCCCACGACUUGCAUCUUCAGCCGUCCCGUAAUGAGACAAACAUCCAACCAAGCAACCAUCAACUCCCUGAGAGCACCGCCAACAGAGACAAAGAGACAAGCUAUCCACAAGUGUUACAUCUUCAAGAAGAAGUACUGAGAUGUAGAAAAACAUGGCAUCCUGCAUGCCCGGUCCAUUCAAUGAAUGCCUUGACCCAGCCACAAACCAUCCACGCUAAUGCAAACACCAUCACUAAAGCCCCAAUGGAAACAAAAAAAGAUAGUUUGGAAUCUUUAACAAGCACGCCUCUCAACAGGAAAACCCCCCAAAGAGGAAGUCUCCCUUCAACUCCUCUUAUGGCCACUGCUACCAAAUCCAACUACCCCCACACACAGACACCUUUUAAACACCACCAUGAACGCAGUGUCUUGCAAAAUGUGUGUGUAUCUGUGCAUGCUAGCCAAGAGAACACUCCUCAUUUGUACACAACAGCCACGGGAAACACACACGGCAUUGGAUUCCCUAAAACCGCUCCAACGGUUCCUAGCGCACUCACGUCCGCGGAAAGAACACCUCAUGAAUCCACAGAAACGAAAGAUUCACCUAACUAUCCCACCAGACUACUAGAACUUCAGAAAUCCAAAACACAAUUCACACCUGCAGGUCUGUCACUUACCUUAGCCGAGUUAGCUCCCACGCUGGAAAAUAGCCCCGGUCGAGGUAAUGGUAGUUCCAGUGGAAUAAAUACAAAUGGCAAACCUAAUCCGAAACAUUUCAAUGCAAAAGUCCAGCCAGUCUGCUCAAAUUCCGAAUUAACGCUAAAAACGGCAUCUCUAAGUGCACUAUCUUGUGCAAGCCUGGAUUCUGAAUCUGGGAUGUCAGCUCCCAUCUCUACAACUACUAAUUAUGCUUUGCACAGAAACACAGCCCUGAGGAGCUCUUCAACUCUUCAACCUCCAUCUACACGGAAAGAAAACCAAAGCAACUCCAGUGCAUCAUGUAAUUCUUUACUUAAAACAAGCAACGUGUCACAUCAACACAUUGAAUCACUUUGUCAUAAUAAUACAAAGAAGCCUUGCUGCGCACAAACAUCUGAUACCACUAAUGAACCCACUCUCUGUGUAGUUCCCAGUCGGAAAAACACGUCAAAGACAGCUCGGAUUGCAUUGUCCAGGCUGUCAAAUGUGUCCAAACAUUGCAGCAAAAGCAGUCAUGUGUCAAAUGCGAUACAAAACCAUCAGCCAAACAAACUAAACAGGGAAUUGAAUACGGAUGCAAAGCUGCUGCAUGAUCUCAUCACUGGAGUCGUUCCAAAGAAUCAUCCGAGCAUAACACAGGUGACUAACCCUCAAAUUACAAUUUGCCCAAUUAAAUCCAACAGUUCUUGUCUGCAGGCUUGCAUUAACGCAAAACAACAAAAGGGUGCACAUGAUGGAGGAGGCACGGUAACAGAGCACGAGGGACAGUGUGCCACAUGCCCACCAGGAGUAACAGCCCAGCAGAUGGAUUCAAACACAAAAGAGUUAGCCUCGGGCAUAUCACCCAUGCAUGCAAGCAGUACGCCUCAAUCCAAUGCAGAUAAACAGACGCAGCCAAAUGAUCCAAGAGCUUCUGUCACAGCAACAGGAAAAUACGAGCCCAUUAUCUCAACUCAGGCAAACAAAAGUGCGCGUGAUGUCUUCAUGCACCAGUCUGAGUUCAACACAUCAUCAGUACAAGAACCUCACUCGGGCCCAAAGUUGUCUUUAAUUGCAGCAGCACGACGCUGCGGCGAGGGGGAACUCACUUCCACGUCCCUUCAACGCCCCGGGUCCAGUGUGGCUGAGGCAAUCGUCAGCCGGGAUUCAAAACGCAGUCCUGCUGCUGCCACCAAGCUGGACCCAGAGGACCUCAUCCUGGCUCAUUCCCACCCGACUGAAGCAGCCCUGUUGCUGCCUCCGUCCCCACAGUGCUGUAAAUCAGCAUCCAUACAGCAGAGGCUUCAAAGUGUGGAGGCCAGUCUGGCAGCCAACAAGGACAGGAUCGCUACUCUGCUGAACAUCAUCCAUGACCUGGAGGCCACUCACAGUCCUGCCACUGGACGACGAUCCUUCAAAACUGGACAGGAUCUAAAAAACUGUUCAACUUGCCAAAAGACUGCCUGCAUUGUCUACAGUGUGGAGUACGACUUCAGAAAGCAGGAAAGGUGCUUCUUGGAGGUUCUGAAUCAUCAUUCAGCGAGAGGAAAUAAGGCGGACCACAUUCACCAAUCCGGGUCGCUGAGCUUCAGUGUGCUCGGAAAAGCCAUGAAGAAUGUGAGGAAGUCCAAGAAGAAAAGCAAAAAGCUCUACAAGAUUCUCCUGAAGUGGCUGCCCAGGAAACUCCUGCAUGUUUAGAUUUUUGUCAUAGUACGGUGGAACCUCGGUUUUUGUCGAAUCGGCGAAAAGCGAAACGUACGUAAACAGAGGCAAUUUCGCAGUUGCAGGAAGUCAGCAACGCUAGGGUGCUUUGUUUGGGCACUCAGUUUCACGGAAUGAUACAGUGUAGGACAAACGCACUAGUUCGUUACGUGCAAUAUUGUACAAAAGCAAAAGCAAAAACCGAGGUUUGACUGUACUUGUAAGCUGUUUUAGUGACGGACAGAAGACUCAUCCUCGACUACGUGGAGAGUGAUUGCAUCUUUUACCACGGUUUCGCUUUGGAUUUUGUACAUUUAAGUUGCUUCUGAUCCUUAAGAGGUUUAAUUGUUUUUAUUCAAAUAGGAAAAUAUUUUAUUGUCAGCACAUGUCUGCUAUGUGUGCAGGGUGGCCGAAAAACAGAUGAAACCACAUAAAACAGUUGGAACGGCUUCCCGGUCUUUCAAAAAUAUAUAAAUUCAUAAAUCAUGCUGUUUUGUGGUUGAAUCCGGCCUAUUAUUGGUCAAAAAUGGGCAUAUUUAAGCAAAUUGUAUAUGUUGUUUUCCCCAAAUGAAGCAUUUUCAAGUAUAAAAAUGGCUAAAUAAAUAUAAGGCAUUCAGAAGACCAAAGACGUUGUGAUGAUGACGUUCGGUGAGACAUAUUGGGUAGGAGGAGUGUACUAGGGGGUGUUAUUUCAUGUCUAGAGGACUCUGAUUUAGCAGGUUGUAAAUAGGUUUUCUAUGCUCUAACUGUGACAUUAUUUGAUUUCUAAAUAGGGAAUUCUACUUUGAGGACAUUCACUUAUCACGGUCGGGUCUGGAACCUAAUAAACUGCGAUAAACGAGGGAUUACUGUAGUGCAUAACUUUUAAUAAGCUCCUCAAGAGUAUCCGUGUUACAUUUGUCUUCAUUAUUUGUCUUCAUCGUUAACUUUAAAGGAAGCAGCCGCAGUAAAAUGGUAAUACAGUCGUCCCUCGUUGAACGCGACUAAUUGGUGCCAGAAUUUCCACGAUCUAGGAUUCAGUGUUAAUAAAUUGGAUAUUUUUCUUGUUAGAGCAUAGAAAGCCUGUUUAUGACUUUCUAAAUAAGGUUUUGUAACGUUAUUAGAGCCCUGUAAACAUGAAAUAACAACCCUAUAGUCAACUUAACACUUUUCCUUCUUUAUUGCGCAACUCUUAUGCUGCAUACCUCGAGCAAGCCAGUGCACUAACAAGCAGGCAAGCUAGUGAGCUAACCAGUUAGCCUCACAUAUAUUUAUUCUAAACUUAAGAAGGCAAAAAUGUACCACUUCCACAUGUAAUGGGAGGAGAACUUUUUUCCCACUCUAUCAUGUGGGACAUGCCAUGGCUGACUUCAUGUGUUCAUGCAGUGUAAAGGUAAUGUCAUGUCAGCUAAUGUCUCAAUGUUUUGUGGCAUUACUGCCACCUAGUGAUGAGAAAACUACAUAUCAUUUGUAUUUCAGUAUGUUUUGACUAAUAAUAGACCAUAGUCUACCACCAAACAGCCAUCAUUUAUUCAUUCAUUCAUUCAUUCACCGCCGUAUUGCGAGGGACAACUGUAUAACUUCAUUUCACACUUCACCUCACACUUGAAGGUCAGCCCGUCACUAAGUCGUUAUUAAGAAGAGUCCAAUGAUUGGUGACAGCGACGCUUUCCACAAACAUGGCCGACACGCCUUGCUAAAAACGCUCUACAUGUAUAUCGCUAUCAAAACAAUAUCAAUAUUUUGCGCUAAUAUUCAUAAGACGCUAAUGUCCGUCCACGGAGCUCUCAAAGAGUUUUCCCAUGAAAACAAUGCAGUACAUUUUGGAUGAACUCCUACUAAAUGCCUUUGAGAAAAUGGAAUGAGAACACAUUUUAUUUCCAGGAUAAAGUAUAGAGCUUCUCUUCUUGUGUGACAUUUGAAGUCAACACAAACCAUUUGUGACACUAAAAAUGUCGACAGUAUGUUUGAUUCUCGUUGUAUUCCUCUGUCUACUGGGGUGAUGACCGAAGAUUCAACACCUUUUAGACAGACAAACUCAUUUUGGUGCGUCAACGUUGCUCAGCAAAUAUACGGUGAGCAGCAGUUAAGGUAAAAGCAAAGGUACUGGAACACAUGACUGACAGGUGUGUUUUGCUGCCCAGGUGUGUCCUCUUUUGCUUUUUCAGUCAUUAAAUAGCACUGAAUGUCUGCACGCAGUUUCAGAUUGGGUGAACCUGAACCAAUCUUGCAGGCAUUAAAAAUAAACGGCAUGGUUUUUCUUGUUGUCUUAUCUUCUCACCUUCAGUCUACAUUUUUUAUUACAUGCAUUGUCAACGUUACUUUGGAUUCAUUUCCUAUACCAAUCCAUUGGCCAUUAUCAGCUCAGGAGCUUCAUUUUUCAUUGAAAUAUAUAUAUAUAUAUAUAUAAAAUAAAGUGUUAUUAUGGCAGUGUUCACCCAAAGAAAAAUGAUGCUAGCCUUGGUGGGCCAAACAAGUACAAAGCUGAAAUUCUCUAAACUCUUGUGGCAUUAUUAAUUCAAGGAUAUUCAUUUAUCUUCUUCUGGGGAAAAAAAGAUGAUAGAUUAUUUACACUACCUACUUUACAAACUUUCCUUUAGAAAAGUCUGCUGAUUUUCAUUUUUCUCUUCUUUUUGGGGCAUUUCUGCAGUGCACCGGUGCCAAUAAAUCACAGUAAUGAUUCAUGUGUGUUCUUAAUCCAAUAAA